This is a messenger RNA of Pterocles gutturalis (yellow-throated sandgrouse), 679 nucleotides long. Its product is annotated as killer cell lectin-like receptor subfamily F member 1. Lineage: Eukaryota; Metazoa; Chordata; Aves; Pterocliformes; Pteroclidae. The transcript is spliced from 6 exons. The annotation marks the transcript as partial. The record is from RefSeq and is a predicted model, not a curated record.
AUGAUCACAUAUGCUGAGCUGCGCGUGAAGCCGAAACCCAAAGAGAGCUGCAGAUCAGAGACUUCCGCUUCUGGCUCCCAACAUAGGCACUCAGCUGGGUUCUACGUGGCGCUGGUCCUGGGAGUCCUUGUGCUCGUCCUGCUAGGUGUCAUAGCCGUACUAACCAAGCAACUUUUGAAGGGCAGAGCAGGAAAAUCAGAAAGUUUGCCCCAGUGUGGUCUAAAUAGCACUGGCAAUAAUAUUUCUUCAGAGAAGACUGUCUCGGUGGUGCUCCUGAAAUGGCUCAUGGAGGAACUGUGUGAAGAUGGACAGGGAGCAACAUGCAAGCUGUGUCCUCCUGGGUGGCAACUGCACAGGGGGAGAUGUUACUACUUCUCCAAGGAGGCUGUAAGCUGGGAAGACAGCCAGAGAAACUGUCUGGCCAGGAAAUCCCAGCUUCUUGUCAUUGAAGAUGAAAUUGAGAUGGAAUUUAUAGACAAUGUAGAGAAAGAUACCAAAUAUAUCUGGAUUGGGUUGAAGAAUCAAGACACGAAGAAACAAUGGAGUUCAGCUGAAGAUUAUGGAGUAAAAGAAAACAGGAUAGCUAUUAAUAGAAUGGAGACUGACAAGAACUGUGCUGUAUACAGAAGAAAAAACAUGAUCCAAGCAGAUAACUGCCAGACUUUCAAGAAGUGGAUCU